Molecule: messenger RNA, 207 nt
Organism: Alternaria burnsii
Lineage: Eukaryota; Fungi; Ascomycota; Dothideomycetes; Pleosporales; Pleosporaceae
Exons: 2
Coding region: 1-207 (68 amino acids)
Source: RefSeq, a predicted model, not a curated record
AUGUUGCCGUCGUCGUCCACGGGCACACCAAGUGCCGAGGCUAGUCGUGGCCCCAUUGAUGUUCUAGUCAGCGAAACGGUGCAGCGCAUAGCAGACGUCAUCGAUAGCUUCGAGCUCUCCAUCCCGUCAACAAAACUCGGCCACGACGAACAAAACGGACCCGCACCAGAGAUUACACACCGCGAGAUGCAGCCUGUCCCGCAUUGA